Molecule: messenger RNA, 1137 nt
Organism: Alosa sapidissima (American shad)
Lineage: Eukaryota; Metazoa; Chordata; Actinopteri; Clupeiformes; Clupeidae
Gene: ccl19b
Product: chemokine (C-C motif) ligand 19b
Exons: 6
Coding region: 199-558 (119 amino acids)
Biological process (GO): neutrophil chemotaxis; monocyte chemotaxis; cellular response to interleukin-1
Cellular component (GO): extracellular region
Molecular function (GO): CCR chemokine receptor binding; chemokine activity
Source: RefSeq, a predicted model, not a curated record
ACUCACCUCUGGACCACAAGCACCUGCAGACUUCACAGAGAGAGAGAGAGAGAGAGAGAGAGAGAGACUACAUUUGACCAGACAGACACAGGUAGACUCUACAGGUAGACAGGUAGACUACACUCGACCAGACAGACACAGGUAGACUCUACAGGUAGACAGGUAGACUACACUCAACCAGACAGACACACAGAAGACAUGAUGCUGCUACGAGUCACUACUCUGCUCCUAUUGGCUGGUGGACUUUGGGACUCUGCAACAGCUGCUACAGGGUCAGACGGGGCCAUUGACUGUUGCCUGACGACAAGUUCCGCUCGCAUCCCUCGUAACAUUGUGAAGUCCUACGAAGUCCAGACCACUGACGGAGGAUGCAAAGUCGACGCAACGCUGUUCACCACAAAAAGAAACAAGAAACUGUGCGCCCCACCUGCCUCCCGAGAGAAGUGGGUGCGAGACAUCCUCAAGCGUCUUAACAAGGAAUCAUCACCGCGUGUGGGAAAAGGCUGCAGAAAAGGAAAGAACCAGAAGCGAGGAAGAAGAUGCAGAAACAGGCAGUGACUCCUGCACUGCGCUGACGACUCCUGAAGCGCGCGGGUGUGUGUGUGUGAGCAGAUCCAUUUGUGUGUGACUGUGUGAGAAUGUGCCUUGUGUGUGUGUGUGAAUGCGUGGUGUGUUGUGUGUUUUUGUAUAUAUACUGUGUGUGUGUGUGUGUGUGUGUGUGUGUGUGUGUGUGUAGACAAGUGAGUCUGCAAUCAUAGGGGACUAGUGUUUGGUGCCAGUUGAAUAGGUCACAUCUGUUGUCAUGCCAUUUGGCAGAAAGUCCAAUGCGUUGACGGCUGCCCGAGACACAGUGGAACCAGUUGAAAAGCUGCUGCGAUUAUGUGUGUCACCUACUGUAUAGAUGUGUAACUAUCAUUUCUACAUGCACUUUUCUUUCAGAAAAAUAAUUGCUCUAAGAUGCUACUCCUUUUAAAGGUUAUCAAAGCACUCUCUGUAUUCUAUAGUCCAUGUUUGUAGCACAUUAGACGUCUUAUGUUCUUCUCUGUCAGAGGUUGUAAUUUUUUGAUAAAUAAUACAGUGAUAUACUGUUGUGUAUAUUUUUGUACUGCACAUCUAUUAAAGGUUUAUAUUUAAUGA